AUGGCAGUAGCUUCGGCGACACCCCAACAACAGAUGGGUGGGGAUAACCACGCUGGAGUGAGUAGUAGAGGUGGUGGUGGAGGCUACAUGAUGGGAGGAGGAGUUCUAGUCACACCAGGGAGUCAAGUGGGGGACAGCAGCAACAACAACAUCACCAACAACAGCAGCAAGGUAGACAAGGACAUCGAGGAGGAUAUCAUGGUGGUAACCAACAACAACAUCAUCAUCAUCAACAAGAAGAAGAAGAACAAGAAGGAACACAACAUUAAGUAG
Molecule: messenger RNA, 273 nt
Organism: Perkinsus marinus ATCC 50983
Lineage: Eukaryota; Perkinsozoa; Perkinsida; Perkinsidae
Exons: 3
Coding region: 1-273 (90 amino acids)
Source: RefSeq, a predicted model, not a curated record